GCCGGCGGCAGCGGAGGGAGCGCGGGGCAGGAGGAGGCGGGGAAGAUGGACCCUGCUCCCUCCAUGGGCUGCAGCCUCAAGGAUGUGAAGUGGAACCCGGUGGCCGUUCCGCUCGACCUGCUGGUCAGCACUUACCGGCUGCCCCAGAUCGCGCGGCUGGACAGCGGAGAAUGUAUAGAAGGACUGCGGGAAAACGACUACCUUCUGAUUCAUUCAUGCCGUCAAUGGACGACCAUCACUGCCCAUAGCCUGGAGGAGGGACACUAUGUCAUUGGGCCAAAGAUAGAGAUUCCAGUCCAUUAUGCAGGGCAAUUCAAGCUGCUGGAACAAGAUCGAGAUAUAAAGGAACCAGUGCAAUAUUUUAACAGUGUGGAGGAGGUAGCUAAAGCAUUUCCUGAACGCGUGUACGUCAUGGAAGAAAUAACAUUCAACGUGAAGGUGGCUUCAGGUGAAUGCAAUGAAGACACCGAAGUUUACAACAUCACCCUCUGUACCGGAGAUGAACUCACUCUAAUGGGGCAGGCAGAAAUCCUAUAUGCAAAGACUUUCAAGGAAAAGUCAAGACUCAACACGAUAUUCAAAAAGAUCGGGAAGCUCAAUUCUAUCAGCAAACUGGGUAAAGGCAAAAUGCCGUGCCUCAUUUGCAUGAACCACCGGACCAAUGAAAGCAUCAGCCUUCCAUUCCAAUGCAAGGGCAGGUUUAGCACCCGCAGUCCCCUGGAGCUUCAGAUGCAGGAGGGUGAACACACCAUCCGCAACAUUGUGGAGAAAACCAGGCUACCUGUGAAUGUGACCGUGCCAAGUCCCCCUCCGAGAAACCCAUAUGAUCUCCACUUCAUCCGUGAGGGACACCGUUACAAAUUUGUCAACAUCCAGACCAAGACAGUGGUGGUUUGCUGUGUUCUGCGGAACAACAAGAUCCUCCCCAUGCACUUCCCUUUGCACUUGACUGUUCCCAAGUUUAGCCUCCCAGAACACCUCAUGAAGGGUGAAGUAUGGCCCGAAACCCUGGUCCAUCACUGGCUGGGAAUCUGCCAAGAACAAUUUGACAUUGAUGAGUAUUCACGGGCUGUCCGUGACGUGAAAACUGACUGGAAUGAGGAUUGCAAGAGCCCCAAGAAGGGCCGGUGCUCUGGCCACAACCACGUGUCCAAUUCCCUUAGCUACGCCCGCGAUGAGCUCACCCAGUCCUUCCACCGACUUUCAGUGUGUGUGUAUGGCAACAAUCUCCAUGGAAACAGCGAGGUGAACCUCCACGGCUGCAGAGACCUUGGGGGAGAGUGGACCCCCUUUCCUAAUGACAUCCUGCCCUACCAGGACCCUGGUGAUAGCGGAAGCGACUACCUUUUCCCAGAAGCUAGUGAAGAAUCAACAGGCAUCCCUGGGAAGUCGGAACUUCCUUAUGAGGAGUUGUGGCUGGAUGAAAGCAAGACCAGCCAUCAGCCUCUCACUCGAUCCUUGAGCGAGAAGAGCAGAUGUGAUCAUUUCAGAAGUUCUGUCCGGUCUAAAUGUGUAACUUCUCCUCUUCCUGCCCCUGGGGCUCUGGGAGCAGCAAUGAAGUCUUCAGAUAUCGCCCUACCUCCACCUCCAGUGCCUCCCAAAUCUGAAGCCGUCAGGGAAGAAUGCCGGCUCCUGAACGCCCCACCUGUUCCGCCCCGAAGUGCAAAGCCUUUGUCCACAAGCCCCUCCAUCCCUCCUCGCACAGUCAAGCCAGCGCGGCAACAGACUCGUUCUCCCAGCCCCACCUUGUCCUACUAUUCUUCAGGGCUGCACAACAUCGUUACUAAGAGUGACACGAGUCCUUCUGAAAGUGCUCCUGUGUCCUGCUAUCCGUGCAACCGAAUGAAAACUGAUUCUGUGGAACUGAAAUCCCCGUUUGGAAGCCCCUCUGCUGAAGCUCUGUCAUCCAGGCUCUCGUGGCCUAACCAUUAUAUGGGAGCAUCUGAAAGCCAGACUCGGAAUGAUUUCCUAUUGGAUCCAAGCAGGAGCUAUAGUUAUCCUAGGCAAAAGACACCAGGCACACCAAAGAGAAACUGCCCAGCACCCUUUGAUUUUGAGGGCUGUGAGCUCUUAGGCAACCAGAUUGAACCCAGCUCAGUCACUGCAGAAUUCAGUAACUGCAUCUCUGGUUGUCCCAAGUCAGCAAGCUACUCUUUGGAGAGCACUGAUGAGAAGACUCUUGCAGCUGGCACAACAAAACAGAGUGUUUCAUGCCCUGCCUUACCCCCACGGGCCCCAAAAGCAGUGGAAGAGAUAGCUGCAUCGGAAACAUCUCCUUUGCCUCUGAAGAUUGAUGGUGCUGAGGAAGACCCCAAGUCUGGGUCACCAGACCUCUCUGAAGACCAGUAUUUUGUUCAAAAGGGCAUGCAGGACAUCUUUUCUGUCUCCUAUCCCUUUUCAUCUCCACUCCAUCUCCAGCUGGCCCCACGCUCUUGUGGCGAUGGUUCCCCUUGGCAGCCACCGGCCGACCUGUCAGGACUCUCUAUAGAAGAAGUGUCCAAGUCAUUGCGGUUCAUUGGUCUGUCUGAAGAUGUCAUAGCAUUCUUUGUUACUGAAAAGAUUGAUGGGAAUUUGCUCGUCCAGCUGACAGAAGAAAUCCUCUCUGAGGAUUUCAAAUUGAGCAAACUGCAGGUGAAGAAGAUAAUGCAAUUCAUUAAUGGCUGGAGGCCCAAAAUAUAGCCAAAUAACCCCGGCUAGCAUGGACCAAAACUGGUAACUGUGUGUGCUAGAAGGGGUGGGCUGGGACGUAAUUUCAUGUUUUUGCACUAUAAACCUUCUCUGUAAAUAGGAAUGAGAGACACUCUUACUAUGCAGAUUACGUUUUUGAAUGGUAAACAGGCUAUUUUGUACAUCAAUAAAAAUGCUGUACAGAACACUGAGAGGUGUGCCUUGUACGUCACUCAACACCUAACAGCUGCUAAAAGGAAGAAGGCAUGUUCUGAGAAUUCAUUCUUACCAAAAUAGGUUUAUGUGAGAAGGUAUAAUAUUUAUUACAAAAUAGCCAAAGCUGAAAGACAUUAAAAAAAAAAAAAAAAAAAGCAAACCGUUUUGAACAAUAAUUCCCUUCUUUGGAGAUGGGGAUUGACUUUAGACAUUUAACUGUAUUCUGUGCUCUGUCAUUUUGAUUGCUGAAUGCUAAUUGUUUUACUCUUGUGCCUGAAAAUGUUAGUGAUAUGAAAUGACACUUUAAUGUUAUAUGCUUGGUGGGGGAAGCUUUUUAAUCAACGACUUUUUCCAAAAUUCAUCUGUUGAUGGAGGUAAUGUGACAUCUUGAAAAAUAACACAGAUCACGACCACAAUAAUUUAUCUAUAACUGCUGCUAAUUUUAUUGAGCAGAGGAAAAAUUAUAUAUGUGUAUAUUUAAGUAUACAUAAUACACCCUCACUUGUUUUAUUUAAAGCAUCAUUCUGAGUUUAUUUUAUAUAAAAUCUGUUCACGUUCAAAUGUCCGUUAAUAUUUUAGGGCUGACAAAAUUGACUCUCUUAGGAAUGGGGACAGAAUAAUUCCAAAGUGUCUCAGAACCCUGUCACUUGAAGUUGAAUCUUGUUAGUCUUCAGAGCUGAAGACUUGGAACCAUCAUUAGAGUCUGUAUUGAAGAAUUAAAUUUUAUUUUAGGCACAUUAUAAGGCUGGUUUUACAUAUUAUACUUCCAUGGCAAUAUCUGGGGAGAUGACAGUUUUUGCCAGAUGAUCAUUUUUCUCUGGUUUGAGUGUCCUAUUCCCUGGUGUCGGAUGAUGAGAGGUCUGCAAAGCGUUUCUUAGAGCCAGCCAGGUGUUCUUAACAUGCUUUAGGGGAGUUCAGAAGUCA
Molecule: messenger RNA, 3807 nt
Organism: Chrysochloris asiatica (Cape golden mole)
Lineage: Eukaryota; Metazoa; Chordata; Mammalia; Afrosoricida; Chrysochloridae
Gene: GAREM1
Product: GRB2 associated, regulator of MAPK1
Exons: 6
Coding region: 46-2679 (877 amino acids)
Biological process (GO): cellular response to epidermal growth factor stimulus; epidermal growth factor receptor signaling pathway
Molecular function (GO): proline-rich region binding
Source: RefSeq, a predicted model, not a curated record